AUGAAAACAGCUGUUCGGCGUCGUGUCCAGCCCACUUCCUUUGCACGCAUUGCACCACAACCUGCACCUCUCCCGUCUUCAACUGAGCAAUCUAAUCCUUCUCUUCCUCAUCCCACUUAUUCCAACCCUCAGCCUCCUUCGCUGCCCCUUCCUCCCUCUUCUACCGCCAGCUUCAGCGCUCCUGCUUUCCCGGCGCCCGGACUGGCCACCCCUGGCCUCGAUCUGCUGUCCCAGCAGUCCCCUCCCGUUCCGGGUCCGGUCACCACCUUUCCGCCGGAGACGACGGCCCCGAUGGGGUAUCCCUACGUGACGCUGCCAGCGAUGGAGGAUCCUGUCCUGCAGCAGUCGUCGUCCUCCCAUCCCUUCCAGUUUCCGGACGACUCUGUGUUUCCGGACAACCCGUCGUCAUUGUCGGACAGCAGCUUUGCUCUUGACUCGACGUUGGCCGGGUUCGAAGACGUAGAUGCGCUUCCAGAAGAUUGGUCGACUUUCUUUUGGUCGCAAUGA
Molecule: messenger RNA, 507 nt
Organism: Rasamsonia emersonii CBS 393.64
Lineage: Eukaryota; Fungi; Ascomycota; Eurotiomycetes; Eurotiales; Trichocomaceae
Exons: 2
Coding region: 1-507 (168 amino acids)
Source: RefSeq, a predicted model, not a curated record